Marchantia polymorpha subsp. ruderalis is the source of this 8697-nucleotide messenger RNA. Lineage: Eukaryota; Viridiplantae; Streptophyta; Marchantiopsida; Marchantiales; Marchantiaceae. The record is from the annotation of a GenBank genome assembly.
AGCGCCACGAGAAGCACUGCCCGAGAAGCGGCUAACGUGGAAGGCGGGGCCAAAUUUGGCCGGCGUUUCGACGCGGAGAGUUCCAUCAAGUCGGGAACCUCGAGAGCAUCGGGAGCAGCAUAUAAACUGCGCCAUGAGCGAAGCGCACGGAGGCGUCGGAGAGACUUGCUGCGGCCCAGCUGACGAGCAGCGACGAGGGAGAUCCGCGCAGAGACAGUUGAGGCGGAGUUCAUGAAUGUGGGAAAAGCGGGCACAGAAAUUGGCUUUCCCCGCGGAACGGAGCAGAUGAGAUUAGAUGAGAUGAGACGGAACGAGAGACGUGACGGUGAGCGGAGCAGAGCAGAGUAGAGCAGUGACGGACUGGCCUGCAGAGAGAUUUGGCCCAAGGCGCUGGAGCCAAUUUGUGCCGCCCAGCGAUUGUCUGCAGAUUCGAGCGACUUAUUCACCCCGGGGAAAGCGACUCGUGCAACCUAAGUGAGAGUCUCUGAUCAGAUUGAUUCGCUCUUCGAGCUGCAUUGUUUGGUGGAUUGGGUGCUGGUUUCGAUUCCGGGUUUUGCCCGCGAGGUGUUUCCCCUGCCGCUGCUGAUGUGCGGCUUUCGGCGGCCGGAGGUCGCUGAGGAUCAGAUGCCCGUGCGUAAAUUGGUGGGUAAGAAUGGUGGUCUACCCGAGGUCGGCUGUUGAGGUCAAAGGCAGAGGUAAAGUUACCCACCGUUGCAAAGCUGGGAAUGGGGCCUACACGAGGACCUCGCGCGAAGGUGGUCGUGAAAGUAAAAUCCUGAAUAACGACGUUCUUUCUUGAUAAUGGUCGAUGGUGAUUCUAGUCAGACGAGCCAGCUGUUACAGGGGAUUCCCACUUCGAUCAUGGUGGAUUUUUCUCUCUGAGUGUAUCAUUGAUUUUAGGUUCGACACCCUCAUCUGUCGCCCGUGAUUUUGGAGACGCCCCUUGGGGAAGAUUUCGGACCUCAGAGGGCCAUGUAGCUUGUUGAUUCUCAACAGGGGUAAUGAUCGAGCUUUUCUGGAAGUUCCACUUAUGACGAUAUUUUUUGGCUUAUCUAGCCUUCCCGAUGUCGUCGGAAGCUCUCGAGGGGCAGACCAAGAGUAGCAGAGGUCUCGAAUGCUGAGAAAGGAUCGAGAAGGGUGGUUGUAGCCGGCUGAACAAAAUGCGGGUCGCGAGCUCAGCAAAAUUGAUCGUAGAUGCUCUGCUCCAAAGAUUUUUGCCUUUGGCCCGACGGCGGAUUGACACAGUCCAAGCCCAGGAUGGACAAUAUUUACGAGCUUCUGAUCCAGUCUAUGAGCAAGUCUUGGACUCGCUCGCCAUGGUUGCCCAUCACACACCCAGACCAUUAAUGGAAGCUCUUUUAAAAUGGAGGGAAAGUGAAUCGCCGAAGCCUGCAGCUGGAGCAAGCGAUGCUUCCACUUUUCAGAGAAAGCUUGCUGUGGAAUGUAUCUUUUGUUCUGCUUGUAUUCGAUUCGUGGAAUGCUGUCCUCAAGAGGGCCUUACAGACCUUUUUGCAGAAACACUAUGGGUUGGGCUGGAAAACUUUGUUUUUGAUUGGCUCAUCAACGCAGACAGGGUUGUGAGUCAUACGGAGUACCCCUCUCUUGUGGACCUUAGGGGACUUCUAUUAGAUCUUGUCGCUCAACUCCUCGGCGCCCUCUCGCGGAUAAGGUUCAUGUCAGUAACAGAUCGUUUCUUCAAUGAGCUAAACGGACGUCGCAUCGAUACAAAUACUGCGCGCAGUGAAACCUUGAGCAUCAUUCACGGCAUGCGCUACCUUAAGCUUGGGGUCACAACUCUAGGCGGUUUAAACGCCUCCACUUCUUUUGUUGCCAAAGCAAAUCCGCUCAAUCGAGUACCUGCGAAGAAAAAGACCGAGCUACAUCAUGCAAUGUGCAACAUGUUGUCCAGUAUAUUGGCACCUUUGGCUGACGGAGGCCGAGGCUCUUGGCCUCCUUCUGGGGUUGAUCAAGCUUUGACACUUUGGUAUGAUGCUGUGCUUCGAAUUCGAAACCAGCUUUCUCAUUGGAUGGAUAAGCAAAGUAAACAUAUAAUUGUUGGAUACCCUCUGGUGACUCUCCUGUUGUGCUUAGGAGAUCCACAAUAUUUUAGUAGCACAUUUGGUCCUCACCUGGACCAACUGUACAAACUUCUGAGGGAGAAGAAUCACCGGUCCAUGGCACUUGACUGCUUGCAUAGAGUUUUACGCUUUUAUCUCAACGUGUACGCGGAUAGCCAACAGAAGAACCGUGUUUGGGUGUAUCUUCACAGCAUCACCUCACAACUGUUAGCAAGUUUGAAGAAAGGAUCCCUAACUCAGGAUGUGCAACACGAUAAGCUUGUGGAUUUCUGUGUUACUAUCGCCGAAAGCAAUCUGGACUUCUCUAUGAAUCAUAUGAUUCUCGAGUUAUUGCGGACAGAAAACCUGAGUGAGGCGAAAGUGAUUGGCUUGCGAGCACUUCUUGCUGUGGUCUCAUCUCCAUCUCAUCAGAGGUUCACACCAGACACUUUUGAGGAUUCACAUUUUUCAGCUACAUCUUCUCUCAGGGGUUCACCCACUCCUUCUUGGUCACAUGCAACGGGAGUUGCUGCAUCUCCAAGUCAUCUGAGUUCUGGAUCUGUGACGAGUGAUCUGUCCUUAAAUGGUCAUGACAUUGGUCCUUAUAUUCCCAAAGUGAGAACUGCGUUGGGAUCUAUUAUCAAGGCAUGCCACGCAACUUAUGGAAGCGCACUUUUAACUUCAUCUAAAACAACAAUCGAACCAUUAACGAAGGAAAAAUCACAAGGAUGGCUUGUGUUUCGUUGGGCUCUCAAGUGCGUACCCCAUUUGAUACCAGAGCAGUGGCGUGCUGAGAAGCUGACCGAGAUUAUUCCUGUUUAUGCUAUUAGCAUUGAACCAGGGGUCCGAGAAGAAGCAGUUCAGGUGUUGUUUAGAACUGUUCGAGACCUUCCGCAAAGCCGUUUUGCUGUCAUGCGAGGCAUGGCAAACUUCAUUCUGAGGAUACCGGAUGACUUCCCCUUGCUCAUCCACACUUCACUAGGCCGACUCGUUCAACUACUCCAUUCAUGGCGUGGUUGCUUGGCUGAGGAGAGCAACUCAGCUGAAGGUCGAGGAACAAGACAUGGGAGCAAGGAUGCUGGUACCAUAUUUUCUACACCACGUCCAUUCGAAGAAACCACCAGCUUCGAUCCAUCUGGGAUGGAUGCAGUUGGGCUGAUAUUCCUCUGUUCUGUAGACCUCCAGAUUCGACACACUGCUCUUGAACUACUGCGGUGUGUUCGAGCUUUACAGAACGAUAUCACAAGACUGUCCUCCAAAGACCAAGAGCAUGGAAAGUCGAGGAUGGAACCAGAACCGACUUUUGUUAUCGAUGUUUUUGAGGAAACUGGGGAUGAUAUCGUACAGCGCUGCUACUGGGAUUCUGGUCGCUGGUACGAUCUUAGACGAGAAUGGGAUGUUGUACCAGCUGAGUUGAGUUUACAGAAUGUGCUAGAGAGCAACGACAAAGGUCGAUGGGCUCGCUGCCUGAGUGAGCUGGUCAACUAUGUUGCAGAACUUUGCCCAGCAGCAGUUCAAGGAGCAAGGCUAGAGGUGGUCACUCGGUUGGCGCACAUCACUCCAGUUGACCUAGGUGGAAAAGCUGCACAGACACAUGACGUUGACAGCAAGCUGGACCAAUGGCAUAUGUAUUCCAUGUUCGCUUGCUCAUGCCCACCAGAAGAAUCUGAUGAUGGAGCGGGGGCUUCUGUUAAGGAGCUGUUAAGGCUUGUCUUCCCCUAUCUCAAGUCUGGUAAUGAUGGGCAGAUUUACGCAGCGACGUUGGCUCUUGGACAUUCUCAUUUGGAGAUUUGUGAAGUUAUGCUCAGUGAGUUAACCACUUUCCUGGAGGAAGUAACGUCUGAAAUGGAAAGUCGCCCAAAAUGGAAGAGCCAGAAGCUUCGUCGAGAGGACGUUCGAGUGCAUGUGGCAGAUGUAUAUCGUAUGGUUGCAGAAAGUAUAUGGCCGGGAAUGCUUGUGAAAAAACCUGUCUUACGAAUUCAUUUCCUCAGGUUCAUUGACGAUACAGCUCGCCAGAUCGUGUCUGCUACACCUGAAGCUUUCCAAGACAUACAACCUUUGCGCUACUCGCUUGCAUGUGUCUUACGAUCUCUUGCCGCUGAUGUGGUUCGCGCUUCUUCAGAGAAAUUUGUUAUGGGGACUCGAAAGCGAUUGUUUGAUCUUCUGUCCUCAUGGUGCGAUGAUACAUCUAAUGCUUGGGGUGGAGACGGAGUUAGUGAGUACAGAAAGGAAAUAGAACGCUACAAAUCUUCUCAGAACGUGCGAACAAAAGAUUCGGUUGAAAAGAUUACGGUUGAGAAAGAGAUUAACGAGCAAGUAGACGCCAUUCAGUGGGUCGCCAUGAAUGCGAUGGCUGCCUUGCUCUACGGUCCUUGUUUUGAUGACAGUGCCCGAAAAAUGAGUGGACGAGUGGUAUCUUGGAUAAAUGGACUCUUCCUAGAACCAGUCUCUAGAGUUCCGAUUGGAUAUUCUCCUGCCGAUCCUCGCACCGCCUCGCCUCACUCCAAGUUUGGCAUCAGUGGGGUUGUUGAUGUUUUUCGUGGAGGAGCUGCUGGCCGGGACCGGCAACGUGUGAGCUCUUCCCGUGUCUUCCUUGCAAAGACAGCACUGAUGAAUCUGCUGCAAACAAACCUUGACUUGUUUCCUGCUUGUAUCGAUCAGUGCUACUCCUCGGACUCCUCGAUAGCGGAUGGCUAUUUCACUGUGCUUGCUGAAGUUUAUAUGCGUCAAGAGGUGCCUAAGUGCGAGAUACAACGACUUUUGAGCCUUAUUUUGUACAAGGUGGUGGAUCAGUCACGACAAAUAAGGGAUGAUGCGUUGCAAAUGCUGGAAACCCUGUCAAUACGAGCAUGGGCCGAAGAAGGGGAGGGUGCGGGCAGGUAUCGUGCAGCAGUAGUGGGGAGUCUUCCUGAUUCGUACCAGCAGUUCCAGUAUCAGCUGUCAGCUAAAUUGGCUAAGGAACACCCUGAACUAAGUGAGCUGCUCUGUGAAGAAAUUAUGCAACGUCAGCUCGAUGCAGUCGACAUAAUUGCGCAGCACCAAGUUCUAACGUGCAUGGCUCCCUGGAUCGAGAACCUCAACUUUGUGACGUUGUGGGACUCGGGCUGGAGUGAAAGACUUUUGAAAAGUUUGUACUACGUCACGUGGAGACAUGGGGACCAAUUUCCCGAUGAGAUCGAGAAACUUUGGAGCACGGUAGCAAGGAAGUGGAGGAACAUCAUUCCAGUUCUUGAUUUUCUUAUAACGAAGGGAAUCGAGGACUGUGAUUCCAAUGCCACCGGAGAGAUCAGUGGGGCGUUUGCAACCUAUUUCUCUGUCGCGAAAAGGAUCAGUCUGUAUCUGGCCAGAAUGUCGCCUCAGCAGACCAUUGAUCACCUUGUUUUUGAACUCUCUCAAAGGAUGCUGGAAGAUCAUCCCGAGCAGUCAAAGCGUCCAGCAGAUGCCGGAUUUGCUGUUGACAAUGUGACACCCGUUCUGGAGUUUUCACAAGGUCCUCAAGUAGUUCAACUUAUUGAACCCCCGCCGCAUAUGUCCCCGUUGCUAGUUCGGGGCUCGCUUGAGGGUCCACUUCGUAAUGCCAGUGGUAGUUUAAGCUGGCGUACAGCAACAGGAAGAAGUAUGUCUGGACCGUUGAACAAUAUGGCCAUGCCUGAAAUACACCAAGGUAGAUCUGGUCAAUUAUUCACAGGAUCUGGUCCCUUGAUGAGCUUGUCUGGUCCUCUCAUGGGUGUUCGUAGCUCAACGGGAAGUCUGAAAAGUAGACAUCUUUCAAGAGAUAGUGGGGACUAUUUCGUAGACACACCAAACUCAUUGGAGGAAAUGCGGGCAAACAUUCCAGCUGUGACUGCAGGAGAGCUUCAAUCCGCGCUGCAAGGCCACCAUCACUGGCUUUCUCGGGCAGAUAUUGCACUGAUUUUACUAGCAGAGAUCGCAUAUGAGAAUGAUGAGGACUUCCGAGGUCACUUGCCGUUGCUCUUUCAUGUGACGUUUGUUUCAAUGGACAGUUCAGAAGAUAUUGUACUGGAGCAUUGCCAACAACUCCUUGUGAAUCUUCUUUACUCUUUAGCAGGGCGUCAUUUGGAGUUGUAUGAUGUCGGUGAUCAUGGAGAUGGAGAAUAUAAGCAGCAAGUCGUUAGCUUGAUUAAGUACGUGCAAUCCAAGAAGAGCAGUAUGAUGUGGGAGAACGAAGAUAUGACACUGUUACGGAUGGAACUCCCGAGUGCUGCUCUCCUCUCUGCCCUUGUGCUGAGUGUGGUGGAUGCCAUCUUUUUCCAAGGUGACCUGCGGGAACGAUGGGGAGAAGAAGCGCUUAAGUGGGCGAUGGAGUGCACAUCCAGGCAUCUUGCGUGUAGGUCACAUCAGAUUUAUCGUGCACUUCGUCCAAGUGUGACCAGCGAUACAUGCGUUUCAUUACUGCGCUGCCUACAUCGAUGUUUCAGCAAUCCAGCGCAGCCGGUGCUAGGAUUUGUUAUGGAGAUUCUUCUCACCUUGCAAGUCAUGGUCGAGAUUAUGGAGCCAGAGAAAGUCAUUCUCUAUCCACAAGUCUUCUGGGGUUGUGUAGCCAUGCUGCAUACGGACUUCGUGCACGUCUACACACAAGUUUUGGAGCUUUUUGCCCGUGUCAUAGAUAGGUUGUCAUUUCACGAUCAAACAGCUGAGAAUGUACUCCUCUCUAAUAUGCCGAGAGAUGAAUAUGAGAGUCACCUCCAGGAAAGGGAUCUAGGUAGGCUUGAUUCAAGUGGUUUUGAUAUACUAGGGAAAAGUGAGGAUGGGGCAGAUGCGGAUGAAAAAGCACCUACCUUUGAGGGAGUCCAACCUCUUGUUUUGAAAGGGCUUAUGUCGACAGUGAGCCAUGCCUCUGCUAUAGAAGUCCUAUCGCGUAUCACUCUACAUUCCUGCGAUCAGAUAUUUGGAGAUUCGGAUACAAGAUUGUUGAUGCACAUUGUUGGACUUCUACCCUGGCUUUGCUUACAGCUGCAAAAGGGAGAAAGUCCUUUGAUGUUAGGCUUUGAUUCCCCUCUCCAGCAACAGCUGCAGAAGGCACGCUCAGUUGCAGCAAAUAUUUCUCAAUGGUGUGCCGCAAAGCAUCUCGAUGGUCUUGCCCUUGUGUUUGCAGCGUAUGCAGAGGGUUGGCAAACAACUAUGGAGGAUCUUCUGGAUCGCGUUGCUCCGCUAUUGUGCACCGAAUGGUUUCCACGCCAUUCUACUUUGGCUUUUGGACACUUAUUAAGGUUAUUAGAAAAGGGACCUGUUGAGUAUCAGCGAGUUAUUCUGCUGAUGUUAAGAGCACUUCUGCAGCACACCUCGAUAGAUGCAGCCAAGUCUCCUCAGGUGUACGCAGCGGUGUCACAGUUCGUUGAAAGUCCUCUCUGCUUUGAAGCUCUGAAUGUCCUGGAGGCAGUAUUGCAGAGUUGCAGUACUCAGGUUAGUUUCCAAGUUGACAAUACUCCUGCACCAGAAAAUGGGGUUUUCACGGCUGCAGGAUCAGCCACUUUUCGACGACCGGAGGAUGACAGGUUUUCGUCAACUGUUGCUACACACAGUUCCUUCAAAGCUAAAAGUGGUCCCCUCCAUUAUUCUUGGCAAGGUUCUGGUGGAGCUGUCCCUGCUACACCCACCAUUGCCGUUGCCGGACCUUCAGCACCUACAGAUGUUCUGCCCUCUCGGGAAACAGCGCUGCAAAAUACAAAAUUAGCACUUGGACGAGUAUUAGACACGUAUGGACCUGGGCGUAAGAGAGAUUACAAGCGUCUGGUACCUUUUGUUGCAUCCAGCAUACGCCCUUCAACUACCACAACUGGCCAGCAAGGGAAAGGUCAAUGAUAAUAUUAUUUCAGGGCAAGGACUACGAAGUGGGUGACUCUGAGGCACGUCUUCUGGAGUCUAUAUGUGUAUUCUUAUACAGAUUUAUAUAAAGCAUCUCAACCGUCAGGCUAAUCUCUGUUCGAGGUCAGACCUUUUGUGCUAAUUAUGGAGAUUGGGCAUCGGAGAGUGCGAAGUAUCGAAAAUUAUCCUACGCUUUGGUUCUCUGAAAAAAAGGAAUGCGUGGGAGGUGGUUUACAUUUUUCCUGUCAUUGUUCUUAGGUUAACGCCAUCCAUCACAUCAUCUUAAAGAUUUCACCUCACGUGAAGAAUCUGCGGGUCUUUUGCAACCCAAGAUUUAGCUUUAAGGUGGUUAAGCAAGGCGCUGACGGAACCUUCAUGCAGAAAUUUCGGAGAACAUGUCUAUGAAGUCGUAGGGGUGAGGUGUAUCAAAUAUUUGUGAAUAUAAGCAGUUGAGAAGUGGGACUGAUGAAGACAAGGAGAUUGUGGUCCGUGAUUUCUUUUGGGUAAUAUCGUUGGCCCUUUCAACGCGUUUGAGGAGCAGGCAUAUGCAGAGUCUUUCUUGACAAUUUGUUCUCCUUGUAGAAAUAUAAAUUGCUUAGAAACAGAUUAUUUCUUGUGUGGGUUUUAAUCGACCCUUGAUGAUAGAUUUGUUGCCUACUUUAUCAUGGUGAAAGUAGUUCGUCCAGGCUAGCUGGGCCAUCGCAUGCAGCUGGUUUGGUGGUAAAGUUGGCAAUCAUUAAGCCUGAGAUUACCUUUGUACCAUAACAUUGAAUAAAUUUGAAGAGCCGAAAGAUUCAGGCGGUCAACAAGCUUG